Zasmidium cellare ATCC 36951 is the source of this 1728-nucleotide messenger RNA. RefSeq lists its product as uncharacterized. NCBI's taxonomy places the organism in Eukaryota, Fungi, Ascomycota, Dothideomycetes, Mycosphaerellales, Mycosphaerellaceae. Gene Ontology annotation, biological process: carotenoid biosynthetic process. Gene Ontology annotation, molecular function: oxidoreductase activity. The record is from RefSeq and is a predicted model, not a curated record. The transcript is spliced from 2 exons. The annotation marks the transcript as partial.
GGCGCCGGCGCAGGCGGCGUCUCAACCGCCGCCCGCCUCGCCAAAGCCGGCUUCAAAGUCACCGUCCUCGAAAAGAACUCCUUCACGGGCGGACGCUGCUCCCUCCUCCACGCCUCAGGCCACCGCUUCGAUCAAGGGCCCUCUCUACUCCUCCUCCCGCGGCUCUUCCACCAGACCUUCGCCGACCUCGACACCACCCUCGAAGAUGAGGGCGUAAAACUCAUAAAAUGCGAACCGAACUACAAUAUCUGGUUCGGGGACGGUGGGAAAUUUCGCCUGAGUACCGACCUCGCGGUGAUGAAGCACGAGGUGGAGAAGUGGGAGGGCAAAGAGGGGUAUGCGCGGUAUUUGGAGUUUUUGGGGGAGAGCCACAAACACUACGAGUUGAGCGUGGAGCACGUGCUGCUGAAGAAUUUCACGGGCCUGCAGUCGAUGCUGCGUCUAGACUUCCUGCGGCAUCUGCUGGACCUGCAUCCCUUCGAGAGCAUCUGGAGCCGCGCGAGCCGGUAUUUCUGGACGGAAAGGUUGAGGAGGGUGUUUACGUUUGGGAGCAUGUAUAUGGGCAUGAGUCCGUUUGAUGCCCCUGGCACGUAUAGUCUGCUGCAGUAUACGGAGCUCGCAGAGGGGAUUUGGUAUCCUGUGGGUGGGUUUCAUCGGGUUGUGGAGGCGCUUGUGGGGGUUGGGGAGAGGUUGGGCGUGGAGUAUCGGUUGAGGACGGCGGUGAAGAGGAUAGUUUUGGAAGGGGACGGGAGGAGGGCUGUAGGGGUGGAGAUAGAAGGUGGGGAGGUGCUGAAGGCGGAUGUGGUGGUGAAUAAUUCGGAUCUGGUCUAUGCGUAUAACGAGCUGCUUCCGAGGGAGAGCUACGCGGAGAGUCUUGAGGAGAGGCCGGGCAGUUGUUCGAGUAUCAGUUUCUAUUGGGGGCUGAAGGAGAAGGUGCCGCAGCUGGAGGCGCAUAAUAUCUUCCUGGCCGAGGAGUAUAAGGAGAGCUUCGAUGCGAUUUUCAAGAAGCAUCUCAUCCCGGACGAGCCGAGCUUCUAUGUGAAUGUCCCCAGCAGAGUCGACCCAACCGCUGCGCCGGAACGGAAGGACACGCUGGUCGUCCUGGUCCCCGUCGGCCACCUCACUCACAACACAAGCUCCCCCAACACACCAUCCACAUCGAACGGCUCAAUCAAAUCCUCAUCCCCUCCAGAUCAACCCGGCCUCCCACCAACCCCCACCCAAGACUGGCCCACCAUGAUCGCCCUCGCGCGCAAAACCAUCCUCACCACAAUCGCCACCCGCACCGGCACAGACCUAACCCCCCUCAUCCUCACCGAACGCACCAACGACCCCACAACCUGGCAUCACACCUUCAACCUCCCCCAAGGCUCCAUCCUCGGCCUCUCGCACUCCUUCUUCAACGUCCUGUGUUUCCGUCCCAGCACCCGCGCGCGCCGCGCCGGACCCCUGGAUGCUUAUAUCAAGGAUCUGGGGGGGUUGUAUAUGGUGGGGGCGAGUGCGCAUCCGGGGACGGGGGUGCCGAUUGUGUUGGCGGGGGGACGGUUGGUUGCUGAGCAGGUUUGUGGGGAUUUGGGGGUGCGGGUGCCUUGGGGGGAGAAGGGGAGGGGGAGGGCUGUGGAAGAGGGGGAGAGGGGGACGUUGGAUCGGGUGGAGAAGCCGGGGUGGGGGGAUUUGAGGGGGCUUGUUGUUGUGUUGAUGCUGGUGUUGAUGUAUUUGAGGUCAUGA